UGCCGGUGCUGUUACGCAUUUAUCGGACGGGAAGUUAACACGCAUAUAUCUGUAUAGAGAUAUGGUUUAUUCAGCAUAUAUUUCUAUUAUUAUAUGUUCAUUUAGUCUGUGUAUCGGUUUUCCUUUCAAGUUGCCACAUCACAUUCAACCUUCUCAUCCUAAACAUGGGUGUGAUAUUUGUGCCGAUAUAGUCUUUCUGUUCGACGACUCUUCAUCUAUACCAGUAGCAGAUCCACACGGAUUCCAUAAAAUGAAAGAUUUCAUGGUGGCAGUUGUCCAAUCGUUCAGUAAUUUUGGUCCUCCAAAUGGGGUCCAGGUUUCCGUGGUAUUGGUAGCCCACACUGUCAGAAAUUAUUUUUACCUUAACAACUUCACCCACGAAGCAGACAUAGUGCACAAUAUGAAAAUUUUCCCCGAAAUUAAAGGUAGUGCCACGGCGAUAGGUGAAGGAUUAAAGUUUGUGCGAGAGAAAAGUUUCCUACCAAAAUUUGGAGGAGAACGUCUAUGUGCUGACAAAUUUCUCAUACUUCUUACUGAUGGAAAACAUAACCUUGGAGCCCUGCCAAAACCACAAGCUGAGGCACUGAAGGACGAAGGUGUUACCAUAUUUGUAAUUGGUGUUGGACCGAAGGUGUUGAUGUCGGAAUUACUCGCUAUCGCCUCGAAACCAGAAUAUGUUUUUAAUGUUACUGAUUUUAACCAGUUGGCUGCUAUUAACGAUAGAAUUGUAGAUGAUGCAUGUAAAGUGGCAAAAGACAGCAAGCUUACCCCACAGCCCUGUAGCCUGGAACAGAUUUCAAAAACAUUAAUUCCUUAUGGUUACGCUUUAGUACCUGUGUUUUAUCCGUUAACAAAAAAGAAAAUGUCAUGGCCUCCAGCAUUUCAAGGACUUGACCAGCUUGACAAUGAGCACCAUCUACCUUGGUUGACACACAACGAACAUAGUCACAAACACGGAGGACGGUGGGAUAAAUGAACAAA
Messenger RNA from Mytilus californianus (California mussel), 981 nucleotides. Its product is annotated as collagen alpha-1(XII) chain-like. The coding region runs from base 62 to 976 and encodes 304 amino acids. The transcript is spliced from 6 exons. Lineage: Eukaryota; Metazoa; Mollusca; Bivalvia; Mytilida; Mytilidae. The record is from RefSeq and is a predicted model, not a curated record.